AUGUUUCUAACGGAAAGAAACAAGCUUAAACUAUUGUCACGUAACGAAGGAAAAAUUAAGUCAUAUGAAUCUUGCCACGACCUUAGAGCAUGGAGUCAUGAUAACCAAACGCGAGGGCGUUACUUCAGGGAUUGGAUAAAGUGCAACAUGCCCAUUUGCGUACUCCCAGUUUGUACAAUAACAAGUUUCUUAAAAACUAUGACUUGGAGAGGUCGUGGAAGGGGUUCGCCCCGUUGUCAUCCAGAUUGUAAAUCGAAACUUGUACUAGAUAGUAUCUGCUCAUCGUGUCAUGGCAUGAAAGAAUGUUUAAGAAAUGAUGCAGCCCAUGAAAAAUAUUUUGACGAGGAGGAAUUUGAAACAGCUCAUUGGCCAUGUGAACGAUGUUUAGAAGCACUUAAGAGCAUUAAAAUGAUGUGGAAGAUUAUAAUAGAAAGAAUAUUUAAUAUUAAGAUACCUAAAGCUGAAGACAUUAAUACUUCCAGUACCAGUAAUGAAAGCGUUCACAAUAUAGCAAAGGCUUGGCAAAAUGAAAUGGUUCAACAAACCAUAAUCGUUAAAAAUUUAUCGCCCUGUGUAAGCGGACGUAUAAAUUUUAGUUCUCUAACCUGCAGAUCAAGCACGAAAGACGUAGAAAAAGAAAGCAGGUUAAGCAAUUUUAGACAGAAGGAAGUCAAAGAUAAUUUUAAGCAUAAAACCACUGAAACUGAUGAUAAAGUAUUAUAUAAAAUUAGUAACAUUCAAGAGCACAAUGCAUCAUUACGUAGAAAAUUAAGUCGAUGUACAUCAUUUAGAGUAAAAACACUAGAUUUCGGAUGUGACGCUUGUGAUACUGACGAGGCGGAAUUAAAUUUAUGUAAAAAUAAUUUAGAAUACUUACAACAACGAUUCAACGUACAAAACGAUGAAUUGAAACGACUUAAAAGUGAAAACUUUUCACUCAAAUUAGAACUGCGACAGAUGAUCAGGAAUCGAAAUAUAUCAGAUAUACCAAUGAUUAUUUCUGACACUCAUACUGCUGUGAUACCGAAGCCAUACGAAACAUAUUUUGACGAAAAAGACACUGGAUUAACCCAACAAGUUGAUUCAGAGAUUGUGAUUACUUUAAAAAAUUGUCAAAAUGAGAAAUUCAGAAAAGUCUCCCUUUUACAAGUUUUACAUAAAACAAACGGACCAUUUAAUGAUGAAAAAAUAGAUAAAAACAUAUGCAGUAAACAUGAAGAUCCAGUAAAGAUACUGGCCAAAGUUCAUGAUACUUUUGGUACUAUUGUAAAAAGAGAGAUGAGAAUAGCAAAUAGUAAGCGUUUGAGUUCGGAAAAGAUACACAUAGAUGCAUCAUAUCAUAAAAUGAGUUGCUGUAGAUCAAAUCCGUCUUGUUCUAAAAUAUCAUCACUAUCUUCCUUGAACGACUCUGUUUUUGUAAGUAUUUAUAGGAGACCUCGGUUCGAUAAUUUCUUUUUUAAUUACAAUAAAUCUGAACACAUCUUAUUGAUUUGA
Messenger RNA from Danaus chrysippus (African queen), 1494 nucleotides. NCBI's taxonomy places the organism in Eukaryota, Metazoa, Arthropoda, Insecta, Lepidoptera, Nymphalidae. The record is from the annotation of a GenBank genome assembly.